CGUAGAAAGUGUGGAGGGGGGGUGAGUGGGUCUGGAACAGUUCAGACAAAUAAAGACAGCUGCCUGUACCUUUGGGUUUUCUUCUGCUGGCUGCGCGGAGCUGUAACCCCACGUGUAAACUGCUUUAAUUUAAAACCUCUCGGCUUCUGUAACUCAGAUCUGAACAGGAUUUUCUCUGCUAGUCUUCUGUCUGUCUUAGCCGGCUAACACAGCGUGUCUAAAAUGAACGGCCACCUGAACGGUUUUCAUCACAACGUGUUCCACGAAGAAGACUGCUUCCUCUUCACUUCCGAGUCAGUCGGCGAAGGUCACCCUGAUAAAAUUUGUGACCAAAUCAGUGAUGCCGUGCUGGAUGCUCACCUUAAACAAGACCCUGACGCCAAAGUAGCAUGUGAGACUGUUGCUAAGACGGGGAUGAUCCUGCUUGCGGGGGAGAUCACCUCCAGAGCCAGUGUUGACUAUCAGAAAGUUGUCCGGGAUACGAUCAGGGACAUCGGCUAUGACGACUCCAGUAAAGGUUUUGAUUAUAAGACCUGCAACGUUCUGGUGGCUCUUGAGCAGCAGUCUCCUGACAUCGCUCAGGGUGUUUACCUCGACCGUAAAGAAGAGGACGUUGGAGCUGGAGACCAGGGUCUCAUGUUUGGAUACGCCACCGAUGAGACCGAGGAGUGUAUGCCCCUCACCAUCGUUCUGGCUCAUAAGCUCAAUGCCAAGAUGGCUGAACUGCGCCGAGACGGAUCGCUGCCCUGGAUCCGACCCGAUUCCAAAACUCAGGUGACCGUUCAGUACCGGCAGGACAGAGGAGCUGUGGUGCCGCUGCGCGUCCACACCAUCGUUAUCUCCGUGCAGCAUGACGAGUGUGUAAGCCUGGAGGAGAUGCGUCACUGUCUGAAGGAGCAGGUGGUGAAAGCCGUAGUUCCUGCCUGUUACCUCGAUGACGAUACAAUCUACCACCUGCAGCCCAGCGGUCGCUUUGUCAUCGGAGGGCCACAGAGCGAUGCUGGCCUGACUGGGCGUAAGAUCAUUGUGGACACCUAUGGGGGCUGGGGAGCGCACGGAGGUGGAGCUUUUUCUGGAAAGGACUACACGAAGGUGGACCGCUCUGCAGCUUAUGCCGCACGUUGGGUGGCUAAAUCUCUUGUUAAGGCUGGACUCUGCAGACGGGUCUUGGUCCAGGUGUCAUAUGCUAUCGGUGUGUCCCAUCCUCUCUCUGUCUCCAUCUUCCACUAUGGGACCUCCCAGAAGACUGAAAAAGAGCUGCUGGACAUCGUGAUGAAGAACUUCGACCUCCGUCCAGGAGUCAUUGUGAGGGAUCUGGACCUGAAGAAGCCCAUCUACCAGCGUACAGCAUCUUACGGACACUUUGGUCGGGACAUCUUUCCAUGGGAGAUCCCCAAGAAGCUGAAAUACUGAAGCCCUGUUCUCCGCUGGUACCUGUCAGGUGUCCUGCACAUAAAACUAUUUGUCCUCUCCGUUCUCUCCUCUUCAUCCCCUUUUCUUCCUCAUGCGUAGUUACAUCACAGCACCCUCAGUUAUGUUAGCCUUUUUCCAGUCAGUAUGUUACAACUCUAUUUAUGACAGAUUUUGAACUCUUUGCGCAGUAAGCUGUAUUAAACAUCUAGGCUUUCUGCAGUGCAUGUGUAGACGUGAGCAGGUUCCCACAUUCUGUCUUGUUCUCCUCCAGUAGCAAAAUGUCAUCUUCUAUUUAAGAAAACAGCACACUCCUGGUUCUGUGUGUAUUUAAAGUAUUUAUGGUACAACCAAGUCAAACCGGUCUGGUUUAUUUGUGAUGCAGUCUUUUCAAACCAUUGUUUUUCUGACGUUUUACAGAGAAGUCAGAAGCUGCUAAUGCUCUUAUGGUUUUGUUGGACUGCGUCAUGACUUCUGGAUUUUUUUAAAUGUAAUUUAUUUUGUAGGAUUUGUUCUAAAUUAUGAUUUAUUGUGUCCAUGUUCUGACCAAGAAAAAUAUCUUUUUUUUUUUUUUCUGGUGAGUCAUUCAAAGACGAGCUCCCAUUAUCUCAUUGUAAUCAUGUGGGUCGAUUGUUUACAAAACAUUUGACUACUGUGGGACCUAACAGUUUGUCAAGCAGAGGAAGGAAUUUAGUUUUCUCACUUUGUCGGUCUGACUUGGACAUAAAAUGAAUGGAAAUGAAGGACGAAGAGCAGAGUCAGUGAAGUGAAUGUAUUUUUUGCUCUCGUCGUUUGUAGAGUUACCAAAAAUGGAACGAGCUUCUGAUCUGAGACGAAUAUUUAUCUUACUGCUUAGCUUUACUUUUAAAUAAUGUUUGCUCUUUCAGUUUGGUUUAUUCGAUUUUUUUUCCUUUAGUUCAUAGAAACUCCUCAGGGUUUGCUAAGGUUGCUAAGAUUAAAAAAAUAUUAAUGAAAGGCACAGUUGAUGCGCAAAUGUUGCACUCAGUAACUUUCCUCCUGAAUCAAACAAUGCCCACUAUAUUUACUAAAAAAAAAAUUUUAAUUGUUUUGUGCUGUUAUUCCCCAUCCUACUAGGUGGCACUGUGUCACCAUAAAAAAUAUGUUUUUUUUUUUGCUUCUUUAGCCCCACCCUGUGGUUCUUAAUGUGUAUUACAACAGCAACUUAGUUCACUUCAGAGCCCUCAACCCAGUUUGGAGUUAUUUAAUGAUAUUAUUUAAACAUAGAUUAUUUUACAGUGUGUUUGCGUCCUCCAGCUCACCCACAGCUCAGACAAAUAAUCGGUUGGUGUUGUACAGAGAAACCAGCCUGUUUACAUGGUCUGUAGAGCUGAAAGUGAGUCGUUUUAAAUAUGUAGAAAGUGCCUUUUCAUUCACACUCCUUACCAUUUCACACUUUCCUAUAUGACUAUUCAAUAAUUGCUGUUGAGUCUGACCUGGGUUGUUGUUAAAUUUUCUUUUUAAGCUGCUGGAAUAAAAACUCCCCUCCUGCUU
Messenger RNA from Austrofundulus limnaeus, 2922 nucleotides. RefSeq names its product methionine adenosyltransferase 2Aa (gene mat2aa). Bases 223 to 1413 code for a protein of 396 amino acids. The transcript is spliced from 9 exons. The record is from RefSeq and is a predicted model, not a curated record. Gene Ontology annotation, biological process: S-adenosylmethionine biosynthetic process. Lineage: Eukaryota; Metazoa; Chordata; Actinopteri; Cyprinodontiformes; Rivulidae. Gene Ontology annotation, molecular function: ATP binding; methionine adenosyltransferase activity.